GGGAGGGUCUGAGAGUGAGGAGUUUUUGUGUCGCUGCUCUUGUUCCGUGGAUGAACAGUGGCCCCUUGAACGGCUGGGAUUGAACUGCUGACAGGUGGAGCUCACAGUGGGAACCAGUGAGAGCGCCGAGCGGGACACUUGGAAGGACGGUUGCAGGAGCCGGCAGCAUGUGGAGGAUCCAGACGUGGCUGCUUGUCACGGUCCUCUGCGCUGGGAGCCUGGAAGCCUGGUUUUGGAACCCAAAACCAGUUACCACCCCAGAAUUCCCAACGGGGACGACGGCAGUGACAGGUGCCACCGUGACACCCAGUGGCAUGGUGACGAAGAAGGUGGCGGAGGUGGUGGAGGAGGAGGAGGAGGAGGAUGACAACCUGUCCGGGGUUGGGGAAGACAUCAUCAACGUGGCCACGGUAAUCCGUCAGCUUGUCGCGGCGCGGGACGGGACCCCGACCACCACGACUUCUAACGCGGGCCUCACAGAGAAGGUGGCGAGCGUGACCCCGAACAUGACGGGUAAUACAGACGGGCUCAGAGGGGAGAGGGGGGAGGAGGGGUCUGGGGUGGGGGCAGGGGAUGGAUCUGGCUCAGGAUCAGCGUCCACAGAUGAUCUUGAGACAGAUCUAGAGUCGGUCUCGACAGGUGAUAAAGUCCUGCCUCGCAAUUCAACCGGUGAUGUUUUAAAAGUGAACGGAACUCUCGGGGGUGCACUGGAGUCAGAGCCGACCCCCGCCGCUAGUCGCAUCCAAUCGUGUCUCCCCGUUCCCUCCGAUUGGCCCGUUUGCUCGGGCAAACAGCCAAAGUUUUUCACGCUGCCCAACUUCUUCAACCACACGUCUGUGGAAGAGGUGGGGGCGGCGCUGCAGGAGUGGGCGUGGCUGGCGAGGGCGGGGUGUCACCACGGCACAGAGUGGUUCCUCUGCCUUCUGCUGGCCCCCAGGUGCCCUUCGCCCCGCGCCCCCUCGCUCCUGCCCUGCCGCAGCUUCUGCCACGUCCUGCGGGACAGCUGCUGGGCGUCCCUGAAGGACGGGCGUCUCCCGGUGGAGUGUUACCUCCUGCCUGAAAGGGCAGAGGAGCCCUCAUGCGUGUCAGUUAGUAACUGGAAAGAAGAGAGUGGUGUCUCCUUGCUCCAGCUGAUAGGAGACCCUCCACCCAGUGAGAUUGCCCGGGUCUACGGGCCGAGAGGGGAGGCCGCCUAUGCCUUCUCCGCCGCGACGGUGUCGGGCCAGCCGGCUCGGACCCACGUCCCCAACCCAUUCUACCGCCACUUCUCCCUCCUUUUCCACAUCAAGCCCACCACUCCCGCCGCCGCCGUCCUCUUCUCCAUCAUCGACGGGCCCCAGAAGCUCAUGUACGUUGGCGUCAAGCUCAGCGCCGUGAAGGCCGGCCGCCAGAGGGUGCAGUUCUUCUACACCGAGCCCGACUCGGAGGCUUCGUACGAGGCGGCCGCCUUCGACGUCCCCAGCAUGGUGGACACCUGGAGCCGCUUCUCGCUGUCCGUCUUCGAGGAGCAGGUGACCUUCUACCACGGCUGCGACUCGGAGCAGCGGGUGGUGAGGUUUGAGCGUUCCCCGGACCCCAUGGAGUUUGACACCGGGGCGGGGAUCUUCGUGGGUCAUGCGGGAGGAGCCGACACCGACAAAUUCCAGGGGGAGAUCGCCGAGCUGAAAGUAGUCGGAAGCCCUCGGGCUGCUGAGCGCUUGUGUGACGACGAGGACGACUCUGACGUGGCCUCUGGGGACUACGGCAGUGGCGAUGGCGAGAGGAGACAAACGGGACACGGUGCCAGGACCACCACUGCACCCUCCCGUCCGGUACCUCAGCCGCCGCUGAUUUCCUCAAAGGGAACCGGACUGAAGGAAUCAGGUCCCAGUGGUGGUCGAGGUGAGAAAGGAGACAGAGGAGAGAAAGGCUCUACGGGGGACAGAGGCCCCUCAGGGCCGAAGGGAGAUUCGGGGUCCAGCUCUGGCUCUGGUGUCUCCUCUCAGGGUGGAGGAAGAGGAGAGAAGGGGGACAAAGGUUCAAAGGGCAGUUCUGGCUUCGGAUACCCCGGCAAUAAAGGAGAGCGCGGGGCUCAGGGACCAGCCGGCCCCGCUGGUCCUGCCGGCCCUGCGGCUGAGGUGGUCCGACUCGGGGACGGCUCUGUUGUGCAGCAGAUGGCCGGACCCGCCGGACCUCCGGGGCAGCCCGGGUCGGAUGGAGCCUCAGGACCUCCAGGAGCCGACGGGGAGAAUGGGGAUCCAGGAGAGGAUGGAAAAGCUGGUCCUGCUGGGCCACCAGGUUUCCCAGGAAGUCCAGGAACUGCUGGUGCCAAAGGCCAAAAGGGUGACCUUGGAGAGGGUCAGCCAGGACCCAGAGGAUCCCCUGGUCCACCAGGACCCCCUGGACCUGGCACUGGUGAUCGCCCAACGUUUGUUGACAUGGAGGGUUCAGGAUUCCAAGACAGGGCGGCCCGUGGUCCUCCUGGUCGCCCCGGUCUUCCUGGCCCUCCCGGGAUCCCUGGUACUUCAGUAGCACUGGGAUCCAAUGGUCCCGUAGCCUUCGGACCCCCGGGACCACCGGGACAAGAUGGAGUCCCUGGUCUGCCCGGCCCCGCUGGACGUCCUGGUACUCCUGGUCAGCCUGGACUCAGAGGGGAGAAGGGUGAAUGUGAGCGGCUCGGUCAUUCAGGAGGAACUGGUGAAAAGCAAGACAAACAGGACUCCACCUUUUUCACGGGCCUCUUCUCUUACUUUAAUCCAUCCCCUACGGGUUCUACGGGCGAUCCCGGACACAAUGGUGUACCAGGGGAGUCUGGGCUUGCAGGGCUUCCAGGUCCCAUGGGACCAGUUGGACCUGCAGGGCCUCCCGGGCCACCGGGCCCACCUUACCGUGGCGGACUUAUUGGCGGAUACGAGAUGACUGAGGGCUUACCUGGACUCGCAGGCCCACCCGGACCACAGGGUCCAAGUGGUAUUGCAGGUCUACCCGGUAAGCCAGGUCUACCCGGCAGCCACGGAGACAAAGGAGCAGAAGGAGCACGAGGACAACCUGGGAUGCCAGGCAUUGACGGAUUCAAAGGGCAGGCGGGUGAAAAGGGAGAUCGAGGAUGGAAAGGCGAGAUUGGUCUGCCAGGACGCGACGGUGGACAACCCGGACCUCCAGGGCCUCCCGGGCCUCCAGGACAGGUUGUCUCCGGAACAACAAGAGAUUAUAACGACCUAUAUUGGGACGAAGGGUGGCAGGGAGGAGCUGGUACUCCAGGCCGAGCAGGAUUCCCGGGGCCCGUGGGACCAAAAGGAGAUAAAGGAGAUUCAGGUCCUCCAGGAUAUGCACCUCAGGGACAGAAAGGCGAGCCUGGCAUCAUCAUGGGGCCCGAUGGGACCCCAAUGUACCUGGGUGGCCUGGGAGGACAGCCGGGUGAUAGAGGACCCCCUGGCCCUGUUGGACCUGCAGGCCCAUAUGGUUCUGAGGGCCAGAAGGGAGAGAUUGGGCUUCCAGGACGACCGGGGCGGCCUGGGCUGAAUGGCGUCAAAGGCGAAUCAGGCAGUGGAUCUGGAUAUGGACAGCCUGGUUCUCCAGGUGCACCAGGCCCUCCUGGACCUCCCGGACCUCCAGCUCCCAUCGACAGACUUGGAGGACACGUUGAUUACUCCAGACACUACCCAGCUCUUAAAGGAGAGAAAGGAGAUCCUGGAACAGGAGGGGUUCUGCAAAUUCCAGGUCUCGGGUCCAACUACGACAUUUACUCUUUAAAGAAUGAGUUGAAAGGGGACAGGGGCAAUGAUGGCUUCAAAGGAGAGAAAGGAGAACCAGGAGGAGGAUAUUAUGACCCCCGCUAUGGAGCCAGUGGACACGGCAGCCCAGGAGCUCCUGGACCUCCAGGCCCUCAGGGUGACUCCAUCGUUGGCCCACCAGGUCCUGAGGGUCCAGCGGGUCAACCAGGAAGAGGCUACGAUGGGCCGCCUGGACCGCCUGGACCCCCAGGACCUUCUCUAUCUGAAACCCACAGGGGCACACAGACGAUCAAUAUUCCUGGCCCCCCGGGACCACCUGGAGUGCCUGGACUACCUGGUCACACGUCUGGGGUGACGGUGUUGAGGUCUUACGACACCAUGACAGCCACAGCUCGAAGACAACCUGAGGGCUCGCUGGUUUACAUUCUAGACCAAACAGAUCUGUACCUACGGGUCCGCGAUGGAGUUCGACAAGUCCAGCUCGGGGACUAUAUUCCUUUGCCCAGAGAGGAUGGUAAUGAGGUUGCAGCGGUGGAGCCCCCACCCGUCGUCCCCUACUCCCCGGAUCACCACUCCAACACCGACUCCCACAGACACACUGACCGUCACCCACAGCCUGAGGAGCCCCAUGUGACGCACACAGACCCUCGGUACGUGCCGAACCCUGACCCCAGAUACACAACCCGCCCUGACCCGCGGUACCAGCCAGAUCCGCGGUAUCAGCCAGAUCCGCGGUAUCAGCCAGAUCAGCGGUAUCAGCCAGAUCCGCAGUAUCAGCCAGAUCCGCAGUAUCAGCCAGAUCCCCGGUACCCGCAGCCGGCAGAUCCAAGAUAUCCAAGUUACACAGACCGACAAAGCCACCCGGAUGGUAGAUAUUCUGUCAAUACGGCCCAUGAACGCCCUGCGUACCCAGACGGUCGCUACCCCGUCACCCCUCAGCGCAGACCUCAUCCUCCUGUGGUCCAGACCCCAGUCCACCAUCACACUUCAGGUCCAGGGCUCCACCUGAUCGCCCUGAACAGCCCCCAGACCGGCUCCAUGAGGGGGAUCCGCGGAGCAGACUUCAUGUGCUUCACCCAGGCUCAGGCCAUCGGGAUGAAGGGAACCUUCCGGGCCUUCCUGUCCGCCAGGCUCCAGGAUCUCCACAGCAUCGUCCGCAGGGCAGACAGGGACCGCAUGCCAAUCGUGAACCUGAAGGAUGAGGUUCUGUUUGACAACUGGGAUGGAAUCUUCAAUGAUGGCCGCAUGAAGGACAACGUGCCGAUCUACUCCUUCGAUGGCAAGGAUGUCCUCAGCGACAACACAUGGCCAGAGAAGAUGAUGUGGCACGGGUCGACCAGCACCGGUCAGCAGCACGUCGACGGCUUCUGCGAGACGUGGCGAGUGGGCGACCGGGCUUUGAACGGCAUGGCGUCCUCGCUGCAGAGCGGCAACCUGCUCCAGCCGAGCUCCAGCAGCUGCUCCAGCUCCUACGUGGUGCUGUGCAUCGAGAACAGCUCCAUCUCUAAGAGAUAAACACACACAUACACACACACACACACACACAUGCAUAUAUAAACACAAACACACACAACACUGGACAAAGGGAAAUCCCAAAGGGGUCAGCCAGGCUUUUGUCCACACUUUUAUCUACAGUAUGUGGUGCUUUGUAAAUAAUUUUUACUUUGUUCUAAUUAAUAAUUAGUUUUAUGUUUGUUAGCCCUUCUUAAACGGUGCUAUCCAGGAUUAUCCCUAUGUUGAACCAAAGUUGAGCUCAGGAGACACAGUAACUCACCCUGUGGAAGUCUGAACCGUAAAAAGCCGACUCGUGCUCUGGCGUUUGUGACUCGUCGGCUCAUACGCUGAUAUAAAUAUUAAAAUUCCUAAGCUCGGUGCUGACAAUGCUUCGUCCAAAACCACUCUUCUUUUUGGGAAACAACGUCCUGGUUACUCUUGAUAAUGAACAGAACACACGCACUGAUAAAUGUUGUCUUUAUAAGGACCAUUACUUUGGUAGAAAGUAGCUCCUGAACUAAUGACAGCGUGAAGCACAUUCUGGAUUCCCCCAGUUUGGGUCUCUUAUGUAUGACUUUUAAAAAUAUUAGUCAAAGAGCUAAGCAUUAGAUUUUCUAUAGAUAUAAUAAUAAUAAUAAUUAACAAAGACUACAAUAGACAGAAUCUCUACUUAGUUUGACACCUGUAAAUAGUUCAUAAAUUACAAUAAUUUCUGAUUUAAUAGAUUUAAAAAACAAGGUUAUUUGGGCAAUCCAAUUUCCUCUCUGCGUUUUUCUUAAAAACCUUUUAUAAGUUGUGACUGUGACAUGAUGCAAAUACAUGGGGGGAGUUAUAUCUCAGAGAGGGACACACCACUGUGAUGACUUGUAGAAAUGAUGUCUUAACUACUAUAAACGAACUGUGGAUAAAGAAAUACAAAUGGACUCUUCAUGUUUCCUUGUUGUUCCUGCAGUGAUAUGAUCUUUUACAGCUAAAUACACCAAAUAACAUUUAAACAAGGCUUCCUGUGUCUUAAAUACCCCAAUUACUGUUAUAUACUGUUUCCCACACAUUUCCCAGUGCUGCUGUCAAUCUCCUUUUUUACAAACUGUGCCUUUUCUUUCUAUCUCAGCUAUAACGUGUGAUGUGAACGCUUUCCCCGAGAAUAACGACAUUUCCAAAUAUAUCCAGCACAAUUCAAAUAUGUGUGUCCUAAUCCUGAGAUUACAGGAUCCCGCUGAUAUAAAAUUUGUAUGCACACAAAAAAAUAAAAAAUGCCUGUACAGAUAUGUGGAAAGGAUUCAGCCAUAAAUGUUUUGUGCGCUUGUUGCCUCUCGUUGUUUUGCUUAAGGCACUGCAGUGGGCGUAGGGGAGUCUCUGUUCUGGAGACUUGAAUGAAAUCUCAUGUACUAACAGAUCCAUGACAAACUCAGUGUAUCAACUCCUGCAGGUUCACUCUUUCGUCGUUUUAUUACAUGAGUGACGUUUUCUGAAAUGCUGCAACUUGGCAAUAAAUAAAUCUGUGUGGAAA
This is a messenger RNA of Pleuronectes platessa (European plaice), 6717 nucleotides long. Its product is annotated as collagen alpha-1(XVIII) chain. Bases 168 to 5228 code for a protein of 1686 amino acids. The transcript has 42 exons. The record is from RefSeq and is a predicted model, not a curated record. NCBI's taxonomy places the organism in Eukaryota, Metazoa, Chordata, Actinopteri, Pleuronectiformes, Pleuronectidae. Gene Ontology annotation, molecular function: protein binding.